AUGCUUACUCUGAAACUCUUCGUUUAUACCGUAGUGAUAUUUUUUGUUUCUCUCUUUAUCUUUGGAUUCCUAUCUAAUGAUCCGGGGCGUAAUCCUGGACGUGAAGAAUAA
Molecule: messenger RNA, 111 nt
Organism: Salvia hispanica
Lineage: Eukaryota; Viridiplantae; Streptophyta; Magnoliopsida; Lamiales; Lamiaceae
Source: the annotation of a RefSeq genome assembly